This is a messenger RNA of Exophiala bonariae, 1686 nucleotides long. RefSeq lists its product as uncharacterized. Gene Ontology annotation, cellular component: plasma membrane. Gene Ontology annotation, biological process: transmembrane transport. The transcript has 2 exons. NCBI's taxonomy places the organism in Eukaryota, Fungi, Ascomycota, Eurotiomycetes, Chaetothyriales, Herpotrichiellaceae. The record is from RefSeq and is a predicted model, not a curated record. The coding region runs from base 1 to 1686 and encodes 561 amino acids. Gene Ontology annotation, molecular function: transmembrane transporter activity.
AUGGCGUAUCAAGGUCAAGCGGCGGAUUAUUACAACAACAACAAUUACCAACUUAUUGAUAGUCCUCCACACAAUCAGACUGGGUAUCAAUCAUAUCCUCCACCAUCAACCGCGCCUCCUCAGAACAAUGGCCAAAACCAGCAACCUUAUCAGCAACCAUACCUGCAACCACACCAGCAGCAGCCACCAAACGAUGGCCCAAAAUUCAAUCAGCAACCUCCCACCUAUGGCCAGAACUUCGCCCCUCCCCAGGACAACAAACAGAGCUUUCAAGACACGUUCAAAAUCCCGAAGCCCAAGUACAAUGAUCUAUGGGCAGGCCUACUGUUUCUUGCUACUUUCUGUGGCUUCGUGGCGGUCUCAGGUCUCACUCUCUACCGAUAUUCCAGGUACCACUCAUUCAAUGGAGGAGGAAUCUAUGGUUCAGCCAAUGACUUUUCCUUGGACACCAACACCAUAAUCCUUUUCGCCUUCGUUCUUGCUGUUGGCUUUGCUGUCUCGUGGGCCUAUUUCCUCUCGGCGCGUGCUUUCACCAAGCAGUUCAUAUGGAUCACCGGAAUCCUCAAUUGUGUGCUAGCGGUUGGCACGGCCGCCUACUACCUAUAUCGACGACUUUGGAGUGCCGGAAUCAUCUUUGCCAUCUUUGCCAUCUUCGCUAUCAUCUGCUUCAUCAGCUGGAUUCCGAGAAUACCCUUCACGGUAGUCAUGAUGCAGCAGACCAUGGACGUCGCUCGUAUGAAGCGAGUUCACGUUUUCCUCAUCAGUUUGAUCGGUGGAAUAAUCACUGUUGCCCUUUCGGCUUGGUUCUCAAUCACUCUGGUUGCAAUUUAUGUUUCAUACAUGCCAGGCAAUUCCAAUAGCAAUGCGAACCCAGCUUGUGCGGAUGGUGGAUGUUCCAGCGGGAAAGUCAUUGGUCUGGUUGUAUUUGUGACCUUCGCCGGAUAUUGGAUUUCAGAAUGGCUCAAAGCCACCAUUCACACUACAGUCGCAGGCACUUAUGGGAGUUGGUAUUUCUGCGCUGGCAAGCCUGGAGGCAUCCCGAAAGGAGCCACCGCCGGUGCUCUCAAGCGUGCCACAACCUACUCAUUCGGGUCAAUUUCUCUCGGUAGUCUUUUGGUCGCAAUCAUCAACAUGCUUCGUCAAAUUUGCAGCGUGGCCCAACAACAAUCAUCUGCAGAUGGAAACAUCAUUGGAACCAUCAUGUUCUGCGUCUUGGGAUGUCUCAUCUCGAUACUACAAUGGGCAGUCGAGUUUAUCAAUCGAUAUGCCUUCUGUCACAUCGCGCUAUACGGAAAGGCAUACAUCGCGGCCGCCAAGGACACCUGGAAGAUGAUGAAGGAUCGGGGUUUUGAUGCAAUGGCAGCAGAUUGCCUGGUCGGACCUGUCAUUUCCAUGGGUUCGCUUUUCGUCGCGUACCUUACUGCCCUACUUGCCUACCUCUACCUGGAGUUCACCAAGCCGGCCUACAACGAUGGCCGCACGUUUACACCAGUCAUUAUGGCAUUCUCGUUCCUGAUUGGUCUUCAAAUCUGCCAGGUUUUCAUGACUCCGAUUUCAUCAGGAGUCGAGACCAUCUUUGUCGCGAUGGCUUGGGACCCUCAGGUACUCAUGGUAGACCAUCCUGAGUUCUACGAAAGAUUGAUGCAUGUUUAUCCACAAGUACAACACAUGAUUCAAAGUGUGUGA